CAAAAACAACGAAUCAUUGAAGAGUUUCAGGAACGAAUUCAAGUGUAGCUCGGCGUUGCGGCGGCGGCAAAACAAAGUUUCUUAAAUACUCCUAAUUUGCGUGAUUCAGCAAAUUGUCUCGUCCUGGUUGAACCCGAAUUUGACAGCAAACAAGCUGCGAGAGCUUCUGGACCAUUUUGAUGGGCUUUGCUGUAGAAAUUUAAGAAAUGUUAGAAAUACAAAUAAUCAAGAUUGAAGAUCCGGGAUGCCUGUGGGCUCGAGUUCUGAAAGGAUCAGGCAUUCAGCCGGACAGUCCAGAGGAAUAUGAGAACCUGAGAGUGAAAAUGAACCUCUUCUACCACGAGGUUGACCUGGACGUCCAGAAACUAAAGCCUGCUGAACUGAAGGAAGGGCUGGUGUGUGUGGUGUUCAGUCUGGCUCUGAAGAGUUGGUGUCGAGCUGUGGUUGAGUCUGUCUCUCAGGGGACGGUGGACACGCAGGCUUGGUGCUUGUUAGUAGAUCACGGAGAUCGAAUCAUCGUCGGAGCAGAGGAUGUGCGAACUCCUCUCGAGAAGUUCCUGCAGCUUCCUUUCAGAGUGAGGUGCUUUAAACUGGCAGGAAUUCGUCCGAUGACACUUCAGGUGCCCGUCUCAGAAAACACAGCAGAGCUUGUUCCAUCUUCAACAUGGGACAGCUCUGCCACAAAAUACCUGCACAAUCUAUUACAAGUGUCGACUCUGGUUGAAGCCGUUCUGUGUGAAACGCAAGCAGGCUGCUCUGCCAUUGAGCUCUACUUGACUAUUAAUAAUACGAAGCUGUGUGUGAACCAUGAGCUCGUGGCGAAGAAGUUUGCCUGUUUCCUGAAAGAGGAGUCCAGUGCGCUGGAAGGGAACCGGAAUGGAGAUCGUGCUCCUAUCAGCCUGGCAUGGGACAUCUACUCCAGCCCUCACCAGCUCUUAGAAAUGAAAGGAUGCUGUCCUGUCAAACCUCCACCAUUCUCCAUUCUCACCAGAAAAGAGCAGAAAGAUGAUCCUCGGACAGAAACAGAAGACGUUUCUCAUCUGGAGAGGCAGAAACCACAGUUGUCCGAGGAAGCAGACAUGCUAUCUCAGGUUAACCCUCGAGUCUCUAAACUAGCCCGCAAUGCUGGAACGGAUACUAUUGGCAGAGGAUGGCGUAUCAGAGCCGAGGCCACUGACAUCUUCACAGAUGAACGCUGUGCUCAGACUAAUAUACACAAGCCUCAAUACAUGAAGUUUAACACACUUUCACAUUCAAAGCAAAUUCCUCAAUCUUUUGAAGAGCAGCAGCACAGUCCUGAUCAAACGGACAAUAACAGCAUCGCUUCAACACCAGCUGCAAGUUCAUCAUGUGCGAGCGACUCCUCAGAAGAACAGAAAGUGGCAGCUCCCUCACAAGAGUCCAGUCUUGAAGAUCAACUGACCUCUUCUAGACUUAUGCAGUUUCUGAACCCUGAUCCACUCAAUCCAGCCCAAGAGUCUCUUGAUGCCAAAGUUGUACGCUGUGACCCGGGUCACUCAGGAGUUUUAGUGCACGCCGCCCUUCGUGUUGAACCCUGCAGUAACCUGACACGUGCACCCAUCAGUGAGAAAUUCAGAAAGCCCAUAGCAGUGAUCCUGUGUCCAGGGUGGGAGAAGGUUCAGACAGUGCUGGAGCUCCUGGAGGACAGUAAAGCAACUUACAACCUCCAUCCCACCAGUGUGCUGCUGGGUGUGGACCAGGAAGAGCCCAAAAAGUUCAAGAUCCAGAGGAACUGUCAGUUGCUGGUGACAACACCGUUUACAAUGAUGAGGCUGCUGGAUGCUCAGUGCUUCCUGUUCCUGAGACUGUGUCACCUGGUGCUGGAUGAGGCUGAUGUCCUUUAUUCACAAGCACCUGAGCAGAUGUCAGUAAUCCUGAAGCACUUCCAGAAGGUGGUCUCUGGAGAGGAGAGGUCCUCGUGCCCCAGGCAGAUCAUCGCGGUGGGCAGCCGCUGGAGCGCUGGGAUAGAGGCUCUGGUCAGAGAGCACAUGAUUUACCCCUCCAUCAUCAUAACCGUGAUGGAGGAGGCAGCUCUGUACGGCAGGGUACAUCAGAGGGUUCAGCUGUGUCUGGACUGCGAUAAGAUCUCCGUUCUGCUCGGAUCGCUGGACUUCCACCCGCCCAAACCCCAGAAAACCCUCAUCAUUACCAACUCCGCUGAGGAGACCGAACAUGUGUAUAAGGCUGUGGUCAACACUGCCGUGUUCACACUGAAAGCUCAUGAAGAUGUGACGGAUCAGUUUGACUUUGUCAUUGAUCAGUGGAGAAAAGACAUUGGCCAUGGAACGCAAGUCAUUCUGGUUACCACCAACGACUGCCUUAAGGCUCUCGGGAUCCGGGACGCCACAUGCGUGGUGCAUUAUGGGUUCCCCAGCUCCCCCAAGCUCUUUGGCAGCCGUCUGUUCUGCCUGUCAGAGAAUUUCAGAAACCUUCCAGACAUGGAUCAUGCCGAGAGCUCCUCUCCUGCAGCUCAGUCGGUGUUGCUGCUGUCGGAGCUGAACGCCCGUCACGUGUGUGGCGUCCUGCGGUACCUGAGGAGAAGCGGCGCGGUUCUGCCCCCUGAGCUGCUACAGUUUGCUCUGGUUACCACCAACGACUGCCUUAAGGCUCUCGGGAUCCGGGACGCCACAUGCGUGGUGCAUUAUGGGUUCCCCAGCUCCCCCAAGCUCUUUGGCAGCCGUCUGUUCUGCCUGUCAGAGAAUUUCAGAAACCUUCCAGACAUGGAUCAUGCCGAGAGCUCCUCUCCUGCAGCUCAGUCGGUGUUGCUGCUGUCGGAGCUGAACGCCCGUCAUGUGUGUGGCGUCCUGCGGUACCUGAGGAGAAGCGGCGCUCUUCUGCCCCCUGAGCUGCUACAGUUUGCUCUGGGCGUCCAGCAGGCCAAAGAGGAGCAGAAGACAGACAGACCCCUCUGCUCCUCGCUCAAGAGCUUCGGCUUCUGCAGAGACAGCACAGUUUGUCCGGAUAGACACAUGAUCAACAAAUCCCUGGAUCAUCCAAAGCACCCUGACUCUGGGACUGUCAUGGUUUUGCCGCUGUGCAUAAAGUCAGCGAAUGUGUACUCUGGCCGCAUCGUGAGCCAGAAAGACGAUGGUUAUGAGACUCUCGCUGUUCAAAUGAACGCACACUACGCUAUUGAGAGACGCUGUGCUGUGGAAGUGCUGAAGGGAGAAUUAUAUGCCGUUCAAGAGGAGAAUAUCUAUAACCGGGUGCGUGUGAUUGAAGUGCCGGAAAAAGGAGAGCAGCUGUUCAGUAGCGUCACUGCCUGCUUCAUAGAUGAGGGCCGCACACAGGAAGUGAAAUCACACCAGCUACUCCAACUUCCUCCUCAGUUUCAGGAUUUGCCAGGCCAGGCUGUGGAGAUCAUCCUGUGCAGAGCGCAGCCUGUCGACGGGGAGGUGGACUGGAACCCGAAGGUGACCAGAGCCAUCAGUCAGAAGAUCAAAGGGAAGCUGCAUCAGGCCAGGGUUGUGAUGAGUGUGGGAAAUACUGUCUGGGUUGAUCCUAUGGUGCGCAUGACACGUGUUCCUGGUCUGAAGACCUACAUUAAUGAGUAUAAUGUCCAUGCUGAGAUCGUGGCCUCUGGGUUUGGUGUCAAUAAUCCUCAGCACUUGGACCUGCUGAAGAGAGUUUUCCAGGGAGACGAGAACGCAAACACGCUCCAGCACUUGACAGAUGACAGGUUUGAGAGCCCUUCGUCAUCCUCACAGCAGAGAAUUGAGGUUACAGAAGACGUUCUGACCAGUAGGAUGAAGGAUUUAGUCAGCAGUCAUAAUGCCAUGGACUUCAGCCAGACUCCCAUCAGCCCCCAGAACAACAGUGCUGUCCAGUGCAAUGGAGACCUGAAGGACAGUGAUGAUGAUGAUGAAGAUGAAUCUUCAGAGGGAAGCAUGAAUACCAUGAG
Messenger RNA from Sinocyclocheilus rhinocerous, 3922 nucleotides. RefSeq names its product putative ATP-dependent RNA helicase TDRD12. Gene Ontology annotation, biological process: germ-line stem cell division. The record is from RefSeq and is a predicted model, not a curated record. The annotation marks the transcript as partial. NCBI's taxonomy places the organism in Eukaryota, Metazoa, Chordata, Actinopteri, Cypriniformes, Cyprinidae. Gene Ontology annotation, molecular function: ATP binding; nucleic acid binding. The transcript has 31 exons.